AUGACAUCCUUAAGAGAUAUCAAACAUAGACCAAGAUUUGACCAUUUGAAUUCUCUGAUACCGCUGGUAGAUGAUAAGCAUUUUGGACAACAUUUUAUAAGCGGGAUCUAUGAUUUUCAAACCGUUCCAAAUAACGUGUCAGUGUACUUGAUCUUGAGUAAUUUCGUGAUCAAACACUUGGAAAACACCACAUAUCCAGGGAAUGUGGUGAUAGUAAGUUUGUCAGGGAAUUUCCCCCUCGAUCAUAUACUAGAGAAUAAGAAAUUUCAACAAAAUUGGAUCGAUAAUGGUCAAUUGAAGUACUUAAAAGUUGAUACCGUCACUAAUUUGAUAAUAUUACUCAAUAAUUACAUGAAAUCAGAAGUUGACAAUCAAACGUUAUUUAUUUUCGAUAAUUUCCAUAAUCUUUUAGAUUUUUACAAACUCGAAUUAUCUCAAAUAUAUCAAGAAUCAAUGCUAAGAAAUCAUAUUUUCAACCUUGACACUAUUGAAGCACAAGCUGAAAGACAAGAGAUUGAAGGUCUAAAGCCAGAUAUAGUUGAAAUCCCCGAAAAUUCUCAUUUGAUCAGAGAAAGCCCUUUGACCAAAUUCAAUAAUCAUGUAAGAUUUAUAAUGAACUUAAUGACCAAUGUUUGCUUCAAAUACAAUCUGAUAGCAUUUAUCACAGGGAAACUUGAUUCCAGAUUCGAGGCCUUCAAGCCACGAAUAUCAAUGGAUUCAUCUAAUAUCGAAUCCAGUCAAAGAUCAGGAAGGUCAUUCGACAGUUCACAGAUAACUCCAGAACCUAGAAAACCCAACAAAGGUAGAAUGGUUCUUAAAAGUUCAAAUUCUAACCUUGAUAAACCUAUGGGAUCACAAAUGUCAUUAGAAAACCCCCUUAAUUCGUUUAUCACAGAACGGGCGAUUUUCUUCAAAGACUGGUAUCAUAAAACACUUCACUGCCAGAAGAAUAGUAAGAAAGCCAUCAAAAGAAAGCCAGUUUAUUGGUUAAAAAUAAACAAUGACAUAUUCAAUUUUGAACAUAUCGAUGGAGGGUUCGUAGAUUUAACUCAAUCUCAAGUAUCAUCGUCCUCACAAAUUCCUUCAGAUAUUGGAGUUUCGGCCAUUUCAGACCUAAAUUUGCCAAGUAUAGACGAAAUUCCUUCGGAGAUAUUACCAACAGCCUCGCAAUUACUAAAUGAAGAUAUUCCGUCGUCCCCGACAUUUGCUGCCAGUCAAAUUGUCAGCCUGACUCAGAAAACAGUUCAACUCCCAGAAAAAAACGUCCCCACUAAAUCAGACAACAUCAUAGAAGAAGAUCAAGAAAUAGUCGAGGAUUCCCAAAUCCCCGACUCAUUAUUAUAG
Molecule: messenger RNA, 1344 nt
Organism: Yamadazyma jaroonii
Lineage: Eukaryota; Fungi; Ascomycota; Pichiomycetes; Serinales; Debaryomycetaceae
Source: the annotation of a GenBank genome assembly